AUGGGGGACUUUUUCCUUUGUGGAUUUUUGUCAAAAGAAAACUGGAGCUGUUUGAGGCAGACAUGGCAGGAGACAGAGAGCCCAGAUCUGGACCAUGGAUCUAUUAUAUUGACACGGUGGACACGUGGUGGACACGUGGGGCAACGUGAGUGGAGAAGGGCAGUUUCCCGGGCAACCAGAGCUACCCCCUUGUGCCCGUCCCUGCAUCUGCACGGAACCUUCCCUGAUAACACCGUCACUUGUUUGUUUGUUGUGUGA
This is a messenger RNA of Knipowitschia caucasica, 258 nucleotides long. The record is from the annotation of a GenBank genome assembly. NCBI's taxonomy places the organism in Eukaryota, Metazoa, Chordata, Actinopteri, Gobiiformes, Gobiidae.